GUGCGGCGGCGGCCCCAAGAUGGUGGACGCAGUGCGGCGGCGGCCCCUCCCCCCGUUUUCUGAGGAAGGUCCCGGCCACUGGGGAGCCCGGCAGCGCCCGCCGCCCUUGGGUGGCGGGCUGAGGGCAGCCGAUGGGAGCCCCCGCCAGGCUUCUCCACCCCCACUUCGGACAGGUCGGAUGGUCCUCCGGGCACUCCGUGCACGCAGCGGGCAGGCCAUUCCAGGGAAGGGUCGAUCCCCCCAGCCUGCCUCUCCCCGGUGGCGCAUCGCUCCGGCUCCGCCGAGGGGCCGCUGCUGGGCUCCUUCCGUCCGGCCCCUGACACCCCUCCACGCUCCGGCAGCCGAGGCUCAGGAAGGAGUGAAGACGGAGAAUGACCACAUCAACCUGAAGGUGGCGGGCCAGGACGGCUCGGUGGUGCAGUUCAAGAUCAAGCGGCACACGCCGCUCAACAAGCUCAUGAAGGCCUACUGCGAGCGGCAGGGCUUGUCCAUGAGACAGAUCCGCUUCCGGUUCGAUGGACAGCCGAUCAACGAGACCGACACCCCCGCACAGCUGGAGAUGGAGGACGAAGACACCAUCGACGUGUUCCAGCAGCAGACCGGGGGCGCGUGUUAGGCGGGGCCGCCCCUCCCCCAGCCCCCGGCCCGGCCUCUCCUCUCUGACUCCCCCGGCGGCCCCCGGCUUUGGGCCCGUGUGGAAUGUUCUCUUUGUCGAAGUAAAAGCUCCUGCUUGUCUGUCCUCGCACCUCCUCCUUCUGGCCCCGCCCCGCCUGCCCCGCCCCGCCCCGCCUGCCCCGCCCCGCCCCGCCUGCCCCGCCCCGCCCCGCCUGUGCUGCUCCCCGACUGCCUCGUCUAAUCAUGUAAAUACUCCAGUCCAGUUCCCGCCAGCAGGGGGCGGGGCCCUGUCAGCUUAAUCAGGAUUGUGUGCGCUGAUCCGCCGCGGGGCGGGAGACUCCCUCCCUCUCCGGAGCCCCAGGACCAGGGACUCCCCGCAGGUGGCCCCCGCCCCGCCCCCGCCCCCUCCCGCCCGUCUGUGGGACCAAGAUGGGCCCGCCGUGCGGGGAAGCGGCCUCCUGGGCCCUUCUCGAUCCCGAGGCGCCCCCGCUUGCGUGAGCCUGCCUGCCGAGGAGGCCGACCCGUUCCUGUGGCGUUUCAGUGUCUGUGGGCUGGGGUGGGAGCCCUCAUUUGUACGUCCUCGUCGUCCUUUACUACUGUACACAGUAAAUCUAGUUUGGUACUCUG
Messenger RNA from Monodelphis domestica (gray short-tailed opossum), 1242 nucleotides. The record is from RefSeq and is a predicted model, not a curated record. NCBI's taxonomy places the organism in Eukaryota, Metazoa, Chordata, Mammalia, Didelphimorphia, Didelphidae.